Molecule: messenger RNA, 750 nt
Organism: Adineta ricciae
Lineage: Eukaryota; Metazoa; Rotifera; Eurotatoria; Adinetida; Adinetidae
Source: the annotation of a GenBank genome assembly
AUGAAAACUUCAGCACCUACACCACGUUUUACAUACGUUCCAAGGCUCAAACGUGCCAUAAAUGAACCAGAUGCAUCCAGUCAAUCUGCAACUACAUCAAUUAUAUGUAUUUUGCUCAUAGUUACCGGUUGUUGUCGUUUUCAUUGUGACUACGAGAGUACUUCAUGUCCUACCUGUGAUUGUUUAUCUGUUAGUAUCAGCUUAGCAUUAGAUCGUAUUAGGAAUGGAUCUGCUACACCACCAAAAUACCCUAUUAACAACAUAGCACCUUGUGUCAAUCACACGUUCAGAAACACUUUAACUGUCUAUGACGGUAUACACAUGCUUUCGGACUUCAAAGCUGCGCAAAAUCGUUCAGUUUCUGCUACAUGGUACCAUCCUAAUUGUGAAUUAGAUGUACUUGAUAAUGAAAUUGCUAUUUUAAGGUCAUCAUCGGAUUUUACCGGAACAAUAAAUGUGAGUCUUGCUUGUUUAUCGCCACCAACAAAUGAUUCUAAACCAAGUAAUCACGAGGAAGCAAGCUGCUCUUCAAACACAAUCAAAAUCUGUGCUGGUCGUGGUGCAGCAGACGGUUGUGAUGACGUUAGUGGCGGACAUAUAAUUCCAAAUGUGAACAAUUCAUGGACAAUAAUUGAAAUCAUUAGUUAUCCAUCGUUACACUCACAUUAUAAUGGAAGUUCGAUUUUUACACGCAUUUCUUACUACCAAUCGCUGAUUGACAUGCAAUUACGAACGAUUGUAAUACUUUAA